Carassius gibelio (silver crucian carp) is the source of this 2533-nucleotide messenger RNA. It is a transcript of the gene slc10a3, whose product is annotated as solute carrier family 10 member 3. The record is from RefSeq and is a predicted model, not a curated record. Gene Ontology annotation, biological process: bile acid and bile salt transport. The transcript has a single exon. Lineage: Eukaryota; Metazoa; Chordata; Actinopteri; Cypriniformes; Cyprinidae. Gene Ontology annotation, molecular function: bile acid:sodium symporter activity. Bases 254 to 1627 code for a protein of 457 amino acids. Gene Ontology annotation, cellular component: membrane.
CCCAUAGUAACCGCCCGAGCCGCUCAGACCGGAAUCACGAGCUCAGAGCAGACAUGACGGGAAACAUUGAUCCCCACACACGGAAAUACAGUCUCUGAACCGAUCGCGCUGGAUGUUUCUGAGUGUUUCCAGUCCACGCCGUCAUGAGAUGAUUGUGAGUCUGGUCUUUGUGAUCAUGAGCAGAUUUAAAGGUGUUAUUAGCGAAGCGCAGCUGUGUUUGAAGCAGUAAUGAUUCGGUGAUUGUACUGGAGACAUGAAGACAGUGCUCGUGUUGAGCUGUCUGCUGUUACUCGCUCGAGCAGAGGAUCCCGAAGAGCCCGAUCAGAGCCAGAAGCCCGUCCAGUACCUGUCCAUCGGCGACGGCUCGUCGCAGCAGUUCGAGUUUCCCCGGGACACGCCAGGAGUGAUCGUGAUCUCCAGCCGGUACCGCAGCUCCGGAGGCCGGAAGGGUCGCGAGAGCCUCAAGCAGACGGUUCGGGUGAGGUCUCUGGACCCGCACGUGAUCUCCAUCCUCAACGUGAGUGACAGCGGCCGCUCGGGCGCCGUCAGCAGUUACGUCAUCAGCAUCCGGUCCGGGGCGCCGGGCACGGCUCCGUUACUCAUCCAGCUGCUGGACUUGUACAGGGACUCGGAGCCGGUUCUGAUCGAGGAGCGGAGCGAGUACUCCAUCAGGGUGGCGUCCGGCGGCGAUGACCCCGCGGCCCGGCUCCUGGAGUCCAGCGGGCUGUCGCACUUCUCCGAGAACCCGGUGCUGUUCGCCCUGCUGCCGCUCAUCUUCAUCAAUAAGUGUGCGUUUGGCUGUAAGGUGGAGGUGGAGGUCCUGCUGGGGCUGCUGCGGAGGCCCGUGCCGCUGCUGCUGGGUGUAGCGGGACAGUUCCUCAUCAUGCCGCUGUACGGGUACGGGCUGUCCCGCCUGGCGUCGCUCCCCAAGGCGCUGGCGCUGGGUCUGGUCAUCACCUGCUCGGCCCCGGGUGGAGGCGGGGGCUACCUCUACAGCCUGCUGCUGGGCGGAGACGUCACCCUGGCCAUCAGCAUGACCCUGAUCUCCACCGUGGUGGCGGCCGCAGCCAUGCCGCUGUCCUCCGCGCUGUACGGCCGGCUGCUGGGGGUCCACGCCGCUCUACACGUGCCCUUCGUCAAGAUCCUCGGCACGCUGCUCUUCAUCGCCAUCCCCAUCUCGCUGGGCAUGCUGGUGAAGCUCCGGCUGCCCGCCGUCACCCGCGUCCUGCUCGCCCUCAUCCGCCCCUUCAGCUUCGUGCUCAUCGUCGGGGGCAUCUUCAUGGCCUAUCAGAUGGGCUCCUCCAUCCUGGCCCACGUGCAGCCCCCGAUCGUGGUGGCGGGCGUGACGGUGCCCGUGUUUGGGCUGCUGCUGGGCUGUGGAUUGGGGCGUCUGGCGGGGCUGCCGCUGGCUCAGAGGAAGACGGUCAGUAUCGAGGUGGGCGUGCAGAACAGUCUCCUGGCGCUGGCCGUCAUGCAGCUGUCGUUCCAGCGGGCCGAGGCAGACUACGCCUCGCAGGCGCCCUUCAUCGUGGCCCUGAGCAGCACGUCGGAGAUGCUUCUGCUGGUGCUGGUUCACGUCGUGCAGCGGCGUGUGUGUGUGUCGCCCGCCUCCGGACCCGGCGCCUGACCCCAGCCACACCCCACUGCCCAGCUCUACUGCCAGACAUCUGCGGACCGCUCCAGUGUUUCUGUCUCACUACCAAAGGCCUUCGCUCGCUGUGGCCAUUUUUGUUUCAGCCUCUUUUUUUAAAUCAGAUUUUAAUUAACACAGUCUUCUGUGUAUAAAUAUGACAGUGUUUACGAAAGAUAUGAGAUAUUUUUCUAAGUAAUUUUGCGAUCUGUUCUUUUGUAAUUGGGAUGCUUUGUUUGUAUCUUGUUUAGAGAUGAUGUGUGAUGAUGAUGAUGAUGAUGAUGUGAUCGAGCGAUGGUGACAUGUGAUUAAAUGCUUUUUGACCUGACAGAACAAGUGUACUAGCAUCAUGAUUUGUAUUUAUUCACAGAUGAUGCUGUCUGUCCACAACAUUAGAUUGUAACUCUCAUCUGAGGUCUCAGUGUUAGCUACACAAGCUGAUCUUCAGGGCAAAGCUCAUCUCGAGAACCAGGGCCGGAUUCACUCAACAUUCUGAAGAAAUUCUCACAUUUUUCUCUUCCUCUUUUAACUUUAGGAAUAUUUUGGUAAUGCUUUACUUAAAGCCUUUAUGUAUAAUGAAUUAAAUGGUUAUUAAAGGGUAUAAUGCAUUGUAAUAAUUCUUAAUGUGCAUUGUAAUACAUUAUAUCUUGUAAAUAAUUAUAAUUUGAAAUGCAUAGUGUAACGAUGAAUUGAUGAGUGUUAUAAUGUAUUAACUGUGCUUACAAUUAUUCAUGAGAUUGGACAGUGCAUCCUAAGGUGUAUUACAAGGUGUAAUUAAUGCAUUAAAUCUACUUUUAUAAUACAUUAUACAUCAAUGCUGUAAGUAAAGUGUUACCAGUAUUUAGCAUUUCUAAAUCAUUUCUUAAGAUUGGAAUUUGAAAUCCUAAUAAAUCUUUAAACUCA